UGGUGAAACUCGAAUUUUAACAACAACAACACCAACGUCCAUAUUGGAGAAGCCUCUAUAUGAUGCCUAGUCGCAUUCACGGCCUCCUCAGUUUCCAAAAUGGCGAACCGGACUGUAGGAGAUGCAAAAUCUGUGAGAGGAACAAAUCCUCAGUAUCUUGUAGAGAAGAUUAUUCGUACAAGGAUAUAUGAAAGCAAAUACUGGAAAGAAGAAUGCUUUGCAUUAACAGCUGAGCUGCUUGUUGAUAAAGCAAUGGCAUUGGAUCACAUUGGUGGCACAUUUGGUGGCAAUGUCAAACCAACACCAUUUCUGUGUUUAAUACUGAAAAUGCUCCAGAUACAACCAGAAAAAGACAUUGUUGUUGAAUUCAUAAGAAAUGAGGAUUAUAAGUAUGCCAGAGCCCUUGGCGCAUUCUAUAUGAGGCUAGUUGGAACCUCGUUGGAAUGUUUCAAGUAUCUCGAGCCUCUGUAUAAUGACUACAGAAAGAUGAAAAGGAAAGGUCUCGAUGGAGUUGUGAGUGUCCUACACAUGGACGAAUUUAUUGAUGAGCUUCUUCAUGAAGAAAGAGUUUGUGAUAUAAUUCUUCCCAGAAUACAGAAAAGAGACGUACUUGAAGAAACAGAACAAUUAGAACAGAGGAAAAGUGCAUUGGAUGACGAUCUUGAAGAUUUGGAGUCAGACGAGGACGUAGAUAUAAAGGUUAGAGAACUUUUGCUUUGUUUUUUGUAUGCAGUUUGUGUCAUAUACCUCCCAGUAUGGCCUUGAAAGCAAAGAUUUGCUUUUGUUGUUUCAAAACACCAAUCCAAUCCUCUCUUGGUAAGAGUGUCGAACACUGCUUUAGUCUUACAAUCCUCGCUUGAUAUGCCUCAUAAUAUCAUUUGCUGCUCAUCAUUUUCUGCUUUGGAUCAAAGAUUAGCUAUAUGUUUUUAGUGGUAUAGCGAUAUCAGCAUUUUAUAACAGUUAGAGCCAGUUUGAUUAGCUGCUAUCACUCUGGGAUCUAAACUCUAUCACUAUCACUCUAUCAGCCUUACUCUAUGACUUUAAAUUUCUCACAAUCACUCUAUCACUAUCAACCUAUCACUUUCAUUCUAUCACUAUCACUCUAUGACUUUCGCUUUAUCACUAUCACUUUAUCACUUUUUCUCUAUCACUUUCACUUUAACACUAUCACUCUGUCACUAUCACUCUCUCGCCCUCACUGUGUCACAAUCAUUCUAUCACUUUUACUCUUUCAAUAUCACUUUGCCACUAUCACUCUAUCACUGUCACUAUCACUGUGUCACUAUCACUCAAUCACCUUCACUCUUGAAUUUCAAUGGUUUGCGAAAAAAAAUCAUUCUUAUCAGAAUUUAGUUGCUUCUGUAUUUUGGGGAUGGCUGUUAGUAAAGUUACUGAGAGAAGAUAUUUGACAUAAAUGAAAUUGAUGUACGAACGCUGCUUAGUGACACAAAUGAGACACGUUGGUACGAAAAUGAAUGCUGGAAUUCCGUGUGAAAUUUCCAAUUUUUGCAAUAAUAGAAA
Messenger RNA from Rhopilema esculentum, 1521 nucleotides. The record is from RefSeq and is a predicted model, not a curated record. NCBI's taxonomy places the organism in Eukaryota, Metazoa, Cnidaria, Scyphozoa, Rhizostomeae, Rhizostomatidae.